This is a messenger RNA of Scleropages formosus (Asian bonytongue), 3655 nucleotides long. It is a transcript of the gene ankrd24, whose product is annotated as ankyrin repeat domain 24. The record is from RefSeq and is a predicted model, not a curated record. Lineage: Eukaryota; Metazoa; Chordata; Actinopteri; Osteoglossiformes; Osteoglossidae. The transcript has 22 exons. Bases 149 to 3478 code for a protein of 1109 amino acids. Gene Ontology annotation, molecular function: actin binding.
ACUUAGUCGCUGUAGCGGAACUUGGAAGUUGUGAUGUCAAUGCACGCGCGUGUGUAAGCUGGAGCGAUAUCCUUGAGUGUGUGCCUGUGGGCAUUGGACAGCGCUGUGGGUGAGCAGCAGCUCUUGCGUGUACUGGCCUCUCAGCUCUAUGGAUCCCCAGCUCUUGUUGGGCCUGAUGAAGCGUUUCUGCCCAUGCCUCAGCAGAAUUGCGAGCCAGGACUGGAGUAAAAGUGAUGAGAGGCUGUUGCAAGCAGUGGAACAGAAUGAACCUGAUAAGGUCGCUGCCCUGCUGGUGAAAAAAGGUCUCUGUGCAUCUAAGCUAGAUGGAGAGGGGAAGUCGGCGUUCCAUGUCUCUGCAUCCCGGGGUCGUUUGGACUGCCUGGAGGUCAUCCUGUCCCAUAACGUGGACAUCACCUCCACAGACAGCAAUGGCUUCAGUGCCCUUCACCUUGCAGCUAAGAAUGGACACCCUGAGUGUCUGAAAAGGCUUCUACAGGAAAGGCUGCCUGUGCACUCCACUGACAGCCAUGGCAGAACUGCUCUACACCAUGCAGCGGUGAGUGGGUGUCUGUCCUGCACUGAGAUUUUGUGGGAUUUUAAGGCCUGUCUGGAUGCUCAGGAUGGGGACGGCUCGACGCCAUUGAUGCUGGGGGCACAGAUGAGCCGCGUCGAACUGUGUGCCUUCCUGCUGGAUCGCGGAGCCAGUGCUGACCAACAAGACAGCCAGGGCAGGUCAGCCCUAAUGCUUGCGUGUGAGAGUGACAGUGCUGAGACAGUAGAAGUACUACUCAGGGGUGGGGCUACCCCCCACCUGACCGAUGCCUUGGGGCGUGAUGCUACUCAUUACACAAUCGCUGGUGGCAGCCAACAUAUCCUGCGGCUGUUGCAGGAUACAGCCAAGGAGGGCUCAGGCAAGGAGCCCCCUGCUCCACCUCCCUUGCCCGGGCGGGGCACCCCACGCAAGCGGAAAGCCCCCCUUCCACCCAGCCCCCCUGCCCAGGGAUCUCCACCCUCUCCAGAGCCCCAGAGCACACCUCCACCUGCCCAGUCUCCUGAGACACAGCGCACCCCACCGGCCAGCCUGAUGGAGGAUGAGGAAGUGUUUGAGGAGAUCCGCAGGCUGAGGCUGGAAAGAGGGCGACUGCUUCAGAAGAUAAAGGGACUGGAGCAGCAGCAGCACAGCGCCCACAUUGCGCUGGAGGAGCUGUGCUUGCUGCAGGAGCGCUUGGAGCAAGCAGAAGUGGACCGCGAGCAGCUGUUGGCCGAGAUCGAGGAGUUGCGUGGCACCGGGACAGUGAUCCUGGCCAGUGACUCAGAGGAUGCUGAGAACAUGCUGGACUUUCCAGGUGCAGAGAGGCUUCUCUCCAGACGGUCACGGGGCUCAGAACCUGAUUCUGAAUCUACCCAGGAUGACGAUGCCGAGCAGGAGGAAAGGAACUCCUCUUGCACCUCCCAAGGACAGGGAAACCAAGAAGUUUUGUCUGCUCUUCAGAGGCAGGUGGAGGAGCUCACAGCACAGAACGCUGAUCUGCUUCUCAAAGUGGAGAUGCUGGAGAAUUUUGAGAAGGAUGACACAGACAUUCAGAAUUCCGGUCCAGAUUUUGUCCCCACAGUUCUGUACGACUCUCUGAGGAAGGAGUUUGAAGAGCUGCAGGAGCGCUACUUCCAAGCCCAGGCAGCAGCGGAAGCCUCCAGUGUAACGGGGUCCAUUGAAAAGGUGGAAGAGGAGCAAGGUGAAGGUGAGGAGGAGGACACUGGGGAGAGUGCCAAAGAGCUGAAAGAGCAGUUGCGGGGCCUGGAAGAGCAGCUGAGACAGAGCCAGACAGAGCUGGACGAGUUGAGAGAACAGGUUAAGGUUGGGGUUUUUUCUGUGGAGCAGCUGGGAGACACAGAUACGGAGGAGCGUGCUGAGGUGCAAAGCUCAGACUUGCAGCAACUGAGGGACAAGGUGAAGGAGCUGGAGGAAGCCGUGGUGAAGAAGCGGGCUGAGGCUGAGUCCGAGAAUGACACCUCAAGGCAGCUGAGGGAGAAAGUUGAGGAGUUGGAGGCAGCUCUGGCAGAGAAGCAGGCAGAGGACAAUACCAUCGUGAACAAUCUGAGGCAGAGGGUCAGUGAGCUGGAGGCAGCCCUGGCAGAGAAGCAAGCAGAGAGAAAGGCAGAAGAAGAAGGAGAUGGGGAGCAGGAGGCACACGUGCUGCAGAACAAGGUGCAGGAGCUGCAGGGCGAGCUGCGGAACCGUGUGCCCCGUGCGGAGCUUGAGGAGGUACAGCUCACCCUGGGGCUGCAGCUGGAGCAGCUGGCCAGGGAAAGGGCCGAAGCAGCUAUGCGCCUAAACGAGGCCCUGCUGGAGCUGGAGAGGCUGAGGCCCCCACCAGAUGGAGAUGGGGAAGAGGAUGAGGAUGAAGAAGAGGACAGGUCAGAAAGCUCUGAGCGAUCCAUCACGUCAGGCAACUCUGUUCGGAUAUCCGAAGGGAGCACCCUGGCCGCUGUUAGAGAGCAGCUGGAGGUGGCUCGGCAGGAAGCGGCCCAGGCUCUUGACUACCUGUGCGCAGAACGGGAGGGCCGAGCACAGGACGCCCUGCAGAUGAAGGAUGCGGUGCCCCUGUCCCAGCAUCAGGAGGCACUGUCCACUCUCAACAGUCACCUGGAGCAAGUGGCCCAAGAGCUCCAGAGAGAAAGAGCCUUGCGAGAUCAUGCUCAGCAGGAAAUAUCCAGAAUGGAAGCACAAAUGCAAUCUAUGCAGAAGGACCUCAUAUCCAAGGAGGAACACGAAAAAGUCAAGCUGGCCCUGCAGCGCUCCCUGGAGGAGAGCGAGAGAAGUGCACAGGCAGCCCAGGAUGCCCUGAGCGCACGGGAGACGGAGCUCAAGGAAGUGAGGUCCCAGAGGGCCGCUGAGCAAGGUGCCGUGUCCAAGGAGGAGCACGAGGCGCAGCGGCUCUCUCUGCAGGCUGAAAUCAAUGCGUUAACUGCCCAGCUAGCUGACUUGGCACGAAAGCAUGAGAAGACCUGCACAGAGGUGUUCCAGGUGCAGAGGGAGGCCCUCUUCAACAAGAGUGAGCGCCAGGCGGCUGAAGCCCAGCUGGCCGCAGUGCAGAAGCAGCUGGCUGACCUACAGGCCCAAUCCAGCCACGUACAGGAGCUGCACAAGGGAAUCCAGGAGUCACAGGGCCUGGUCAAGGAGAAGGACCGCAAGAUCACAGAGCUGUCCAAGGAGAUCUUCCGUCUGAAGGAGGCUCUCGGGGCGCUGACGCCUCCUCUGGGCCUGUCAUCCUCAGGCUUCUCUAGCCAGCAGGUAGCACUGCAAGGCCGUGUGACUGCACUCACACAGCAGCUCAAGGACUGGGAACAGAAGCAUCGUGCCGUAGUGUCUGUGUAUCGCACCCACCUGCUAGCAGCUGUACAGGGCCGAAUGGACGAGGAGGUGCAGGCCCUGCUACUGCAGAUCCUGAGGAUGACUCAUGAAGAGCAGGGCCACUGACUUGGUCUUGGAAUUGCUGCAGCGACCUCUCACAGACAUGGCCUUCCACCGUGCAACGAAAUUGACGUUAUACUACAAAAAACACAGUGCUGCCUGUGUUGCUGUCAUCGAUGCUCAUUAGUUUUAUCAGUGUUGCUUUUGUAUUGCAUUCUUACAGUAAACUAGAUGCUUCAUAAC